Messenger RNA from Branchiostoma floridae (Florida lancelet), 3278 nucleotides. RefSeq lists its product as uncharacterized. The record is from RefSeq and is a predicted model, not a curated record. Gene Ontology annotation, biological process: DNA integration. Gene Ontology annotation, molecular function: nucleic acid binding. The transcript has a single exon. NCBI's taxonomy places the organism in Eukaryota, Metazoa, Chordata, Leptocardii, Amphioxiformes, Branchiostomatidae. The coding region runs from base 1 to 2937 and encodes 978 amino acids.
AUGUACAAUAACUCAGAGAUAGUGUCAGAGGGAGAGACUGACCUGAAGAUGAUCAACCCCAAGACUGGGAAGAGGUAUGUGGUGAACUUUGUGGUCAUUGACUCAGACAGUAUGCCGUUGCUUGGAGCGAACGCCAUACAGCAGAUUGGAGUAGUGACUGUUCAUUACGAUAGAAUCCUAGCGAUCCGUGGUAGCAUACCCAUUGAUGAGACAAGCACUGUCAACAAGCCGUUGACAAAGGAGAGUCUGAUCCAAGAGUACAAAGAUGUAUUCACUGGGUUAGGAAGGCUGCCAGGAGAAUGUCAUCUAGAAACAGAUGACAGCAUCACACCUAAGGUCCACCCACCAAGAAGAGUGCCCGUAGCAAUAAAGGAGCAGCUCAAGACGGAGCUAGACAGAAUGACGAGAGAAGGAGUCAUUGAACCGGUGACAGUACCAACACCAUGGGUGUCAAGCCUGGUCACCGUGAGGAAGCCAUCGGGAAAGCUGCGAAUUUGCAUUGACCCAAGGGACCUAAAUGAAGCCCUCAAGAGAAGUCAUUAUCCAGCACCGACGAUUGAAGAUAUAAUCCCAGAGCUAAGUAAAGCCAAGGUGUUCAGUGUCCUUGAUGCCAAGAAUGGCUAUUGGCAAGUAGCAUUGGACGAAGAAAGCUCAGUUCUGACGACGUUCAACACUCCCAAUGGACGCUAUAAGUGGAAACGCCUCCCCUUUGGGAUUAAAUCGUCCCCUGAGGAAUUCCAGAGACGCCUGGACCAGACGUUAGAAGGUCUAGCAGGCGUGAAGCCCGUGGUGGAUGACAUCUUGGUCUGGGGAGAAGGAGAAACCUUGGCGGAAGCCACCUCAGAUCAUGACAGGAACCUGAGAAGCCUCAUGCAGAGAUGCAGAGAGCGCAGUCUGAAGCUGAAUCCAGACAAGGUCAAGCUCAGAGAGCAAGAGGUUCCGUUCCAUGGUCACCUAAUCACAAGCCAAGGGCUGAAGCUGGACCCCUCCAAAGUCACAGCAAUAACCCAGAUGCCCCGACCAACUGACGCACAAGGAGUGCAACGCCUGAUUGGUUUUGUGACGUACCUAGCCAAGUUCUUACCAAAGCUCAGCGACAUAUGUGAGCCUUUGAGGAAGCUGACUGUGAAAGACAGCGAGUUUGUGUGGCUGGACGCACACGAGAAGAUACUGGAAACCCUGAAGAAGAUGGUGUCCACGGCACCAGUGCUGAAGUACUACGACACAACUGAAGAGCUGACGCUCCAGACAGAUGCAUCGAGCACGGGACUGGGAGCAGCCAUCAUGCAGAGUGGCCAGCCUGUUGCGUAUGCUAGUAGAGCUCUGACCGACACGGAGACGAGGUAUGCCCAAAUUGAGAAGGAGAUGCUCGGAGUAGUGUUUGGUCUGGAGAGGUUUCAUCAGUACACCUACGGACGAGAAGUGAAUGUGCAGACCGAUCAUAAGCCGCUAGAGAUGAUUGUACUGAAGCCACUUCAUGCAGCACCAAAGAGAUUGCAGCGCAUGAUGAUGCGUUUGCAACAAUACAAUGUAAAGGUGAGUUAUAAACCAGGAAAAGAACUCUACCUGGCUGACACGCUAAGUCGCGCAUACCCACCAGAUGACGGAAGAAGGAGCAAGACCGAGAUGGAUGCUGAGCAAGUGAACGCAAUCAGUGAGUUCAUCUCAACGCCAACGAUAGAAGAUAUUCGCGAGCAUACCAGCGGAGAUGCAGACAUGCAGAAGCUGGUGCAGUACAUAAGAGAAGGAUUUCCAGAGAAGGGAAGAAUCCCGGCAAGAUUGAUGCCUUACUUUCACAUAAGGGAUGAGCUAACCCUCCAUGACGGGAUCGUGCUGAAGGGCCAACGUGCAGCAGUGCCACUGACGUUGAGAAAGAAGAUGUUGCAGAGGAUACACGCAUCGCACAUGGGCAUUGAAGCAUGCCUGAGGAAUGCGAGAGAGUGUGUGUUUUGGCCCGGCAUGAACGCCGAAGUGAGAGAUUACGUCAGCAAAUGUGACGUGUGCCAAACUGUGGGCAGCAAGCAGCAGAAGGAAACACUACAACCACACCCGGUGCCGAAGAGACCGUGGGAGCGAGUGGGAGUAGAUCUCUUCCAGUUCAAAGACAGAGACUACUUGAUCACAGUGGACUAUUACUCAAAUUUCUUUGAGAUAGACACAUGCGAAAACACACGAGCCACCACAAUCAUAAAGAAGCUGAAGACGCAGUUCUCCAGACAUGGCAUACCGGAUGUAGUGUUCAGCGACAAUGGCCCACAGUUCGCAGCUGCUGAGUUCGAGAAGUUCACACAAGAAUGGAACUUUACACACCAGACCUCGUCACCAGGCUAUCCAAAAAGCAAUGGGAAAGUGGAGAGUUCAGUGAAGACAGCCAAGCAGCUGAUGGAGAAAGCCUGGAUCGGGAACACAGACCCGUACCUCGCACUGUUGGAUUUCAGAAAGACAACAAUGCCAAUGAACACAGCAUCGUUGGAACCAGAAGUGCCCAAGGAAAUCCCACAGAAGAUCCAGAAAGAGAAAGAAAAACAACGCCGCUACUACAAUAGGCAGGCGCGAGAUCUGCCAAGGUUGAGCAUCGGAGACGCUGUGCGAUGUCAGCCACAUGGAACAAACACCAAUCGCUGGAAGAAAGGCACGGUGGUAGCAGAAGUAGGGAACCGAUCAUUUGAAGUAGAAACCGAAGAUGGAGGAGUGUACCGCAGAAACAGACGACAUCUGCGGAAGACACCGGAAACCCCACCAGCAACAGUGGGAACUGACGACGUUGACCAAGGAGAUGCUCCAGAACCAACGGUCAACGACGAACCAACAACAACGACGACAACACCACCAGCAGAGACAGCAGUGAAAGACGACACAGCUGGACAACAGAUGACAACACGGUCCGGACGAGCAGUUCGACCUCCAGUGCAUCUGAAGGACUACGUUCGCGAGUAAUGCAUGAACAGUAAUGCAUGAACAAUUAACUCAAGAAUUGACUAACUAACCGACUAACUAACCAUGAGAGAGACUCCCGAUCAGCAGAACACAAGAACUUUAGAUCGUGAAAGAUCUGAGAAAGAAACUGAACUAUAGACACAUUGAUUGUAUAAGAACUGAAACCUGAGUGUCAAAUAUGUGAAAAAAUCUAAAGAAAAGGGGAUGUGACAAGUGUUUAAUAGUAAUGAGCUCUAGGGUUAAUAUUCAUGAGCUAGACACUAACACGCAUGCGUAGCGUCAGGAGACGGGUAGAGGAACCUGAAGAGAGAUACCUCCACAAGGCACAGAGGCUCAUGUGG